This is a messenger RNA of Fomitiporia mediterranea MF3/22, 1014 nucleotides long. RefSeq lists its product as uncharacterized. NCBI's taxonomy places the organism in Eukaryota, Fungi, Basidiomycota, Agaricomycetes, Hymenochaetales, Hymenochaetaceae. The record is from RefSeq and is a predicted model, not a curated record. The transcript has 2 exons. The annotation marks the transcript as partial.
GCAAACUGGGGCUACAAAUGUUAUACAGCCAAUGGAUAAUCCAGAGGGGAGCAUGGAUGGUAUUGCAAUCCCACCUUGCGUGGCUCCAGCUCUUCAAAGCCCAAGCAAACCCGGGCCCUCAAGAUCUGGUUCAAAGAUUGAUACAGCACAUAUGCAUGCAAACUCGAUACCAGGACGUGUACGGUCUCCGUUGUCCAACACAAAGGCUCCAAGACCUCCUACUUCUCGUUCGAACCUUGCGCCUCCCGGAGAAACGGUUGGAAGUACUUCGCGGCAGCGGACGGUUGCUCCUACUCCGUCGAGUCCAGGUCCGUCUCGACAAAGUGGAAGGCCUACUAUGCAUGCAAGCAAAUCAGAAGGCUUCACUCAAUUUAAGCAUCAACUCGGAACCUCCGUGUCAGACGUCAGUGAUCAGGUAGCUGGCUUACGAAGUCGCAUCCAAAUACUUAAGGACGACGUCAGGGAGUUUGCCCCUCAUCUAUAUCAAAGGGCUUUCGAAAAUGCGGAUAUUCGGGCUGGAAGUUACCCGCAAGACAACCAACAACCUCUGGGAAAUGGAAAUAAGAUGGACAGAAAAGGGAAGGGAGUAGUACGUUCCCCAUCGUCGCCAAUGAACGGGGUAAUGCCGAAGUCAGACUACGAAGCUAUUUCGACUAUGACAGAGGAUGAGGCAAAGGCCACACUUACGAACAUUUGUCGGACAUUACACAUCAAACCCUCAGGUCUCAAAUAUUCGCCUUCUCGACACCAAGACCACGCUACUCCCGUCCCCCCUUCAAGUUUAUCCGACAUUACAAGGGCUUUACGAUUAGUAUCCGAACUAGACGAACUAGUUUGGAGGAACGCAAACGACCAGACUGUAUACAAUAUCUACGCCGAAGACAAUAUCCAGGCCAUUUUGGAUAGAGUGCGUCUCUGGGAGCGCACUGCUCGGUCGCGGGUCGGCCGUAGUUCUGAUUUAUGAUCUUCCGAUUUCUGCCUCUCGGCUUUUAUUUAGAAUCUCACGAUUAUUAU